CAUAGACACUCUCUCUGACUCUCUUCCAGGGGGCUCAGAUCAUAGUAUUUCCAGAGGACGGUAUCCAUGGGUUCAACUUCAGUCGUCUGUCCAUCUCUGGUUACCUAGAGACCAUCCCUGACCCACUGACUGAGGACUGGAACCCCUGUACACAACCUGACAGACACAAUCAGACUGAGGUCCUCCAGAGUUUGAGCUGCAUGGCUCGACGCCACCAACUGUACCUGGUGGCAAACAUGCCUGACCUCCAGCCCUGCCCUCUGACCUCUCACCCCCACCUUGACCCCUCUCAAACUCCCUGCCCCCCUGAUGGGCGCUGGCAGUUCAACACUGAUGUAGUCUUCAGGUCUGAUGGUUCCCUGGCGGCUCGCUACCACAAACAAAACCUGUUCUUCGAGAAGGAAUUCGAUACCCCGCCCAGACUCGAGGUGGUGACCUUUGACACGCCGUUCGCCGGACGGUUUGGAGUGUUCACCUGCUUUGACAUCCUGUUUCACGACCCUACUGUCAGACUACUGGAGAAGGGUAUCAGACAGAUGAUCUUCCCCACAGCCUGGAUGAAUCUGCUUCCUCUACUAACAGCGGUUCAGAUCCAGAGAGCGGUCAGUCUGGGAGCUAACGUCACUCUUCUGGCGGCUAACCUCAGGCAUGACAGCAAGGUUAUGACGGGCAGCGGCAUCUUCACCCCUAGUACUUCCAUCUAUCACCACGCCUUCCACCACCCUGGGGAGCCAGAGGAGGGGAAGCUGCUGGUGUUGAGGAUACCUGUACUGGACAGUGACUGGCUGGCAACACAGAAGCAGGCAAAGAGGCAGGGAGAGACAGGAGGACAGGGUGAGGCAAAGAGGCAGAUAGGAGAAGAGGGCGAGGCAAAGGGGCAGGGGGAGAUAGGAGGAGAGGGUGAGGCA
Oncorhynchus kisutch (coho salmon) is the source of this 908-nucleotide messenger RNA. Its product is annotated as biotinidase-like. The annotation marks the transcript as partial. Lineage: Eukaryota; Metazoa; Chordata; Actinopteri; Salmoniformes; Salmonidae. The record is from RefSeq and is a predicted model, not a curated record. The transcript is spliced from 4 exons.